Messenger RNA from Cryptomeria japonica (Japanese cedar), 2295 nucleotides. Its product is annotated as transmembrane 9 superfamily member 2-like. Gene Ontology annotation, cellular component: membrane. The coding region runs from base 271 to 2049 and encodes 592 amino acids. The transcript is spliced from 7 exons. The record is from RefSeq and is a predicted model, not a curated record. NCBI's taxonomy places the organism in Eukaryota, Viridiplantae, Streptophyta, Pinopsida, Cupressales, Cupressaceae. Gene Ontology annotation, biological process: protein localization to membrane.
UCUGUUCUCUGCAUAGACAAUUCGCAUUUCGCUCUGGGCAACUCACAAAUUUACAGUCAAAGUCGUUGCUACCAGCUGAUAUGUCUACUGCUAGUCAAGUUGACCCUGUGGAAGCUACCCCAGAAACUGCCCACAAAUGUUUUGGAGUAUUAACAAGGAGUAUGUUGGCUGGCAGACUGUUAGCGCCCAAGCUCAGGAUUUGUUGGGUUUUUGCUCCAAGCUCAGGGUUUGUAGGGUUUUUAUGGUUACAUACUGUUAGCGCUGAAAAUCAUGGCGGGUAGCGUGGAUAAGUUGACGGCGAUUUGGACGGUAGUUAUGGCAGUCAUAAACGGAGUAAAUCGUGGCGCCUCAGAUCACAAAUACAGCACGGGAGAUCUGGUGCCAUUAUUUGCGAACAAAGUCGGCCCCUUCAAUAAUCCCACUGAAACAUAUCAAUAUUUUGAUUUGCCAUUCUGUGCUCCAGAUAAAGUCAAGGAGAAGAGACAAGACCUUGGAGAGAUGCUGAACGGUGAUAAGAUGGUGGAAGCUCUGUACAAGUUGGAAUUUCGGGUAAACAAAGAUUCUCAACUCCUUUGCAGGAAGAAACUCACAAAAGAGGAUUCGGAAAGGUUUAGGGAACCUAUCAAAAAUUCUUAUUAUUUUCAGAUGUACUAUGAUGAUCUGCCCAUCUGGGGCUUUAUUGGAAAUUUUCAGAAAGAAAACAAGGCACGUCCAAAUGGCACUACAUAUUUACUGUAUACGCAUAUAGGCUUUCACAUUUUCUACAACAAUGACCGUGUCAUAGAAAUAAAUGUUCGCACAGAUCCAAGAUUCUCAGUUGACAUUACUGAGGACAGGGAAAUUGAAGCUGAUUUCAUGUACUCUGUUAAGUGGGUGGAGACUAAAGUUCCUUUUGAAUGGCGAAUGGAUAAAUAUGAAAAGUCAUUAGUUUUGCCCCAUCAUAUCAAAGCCCACUCGUUCUCCAUUACCACUUCUUGUGUAACAGUUCUACUUCUGACUGGGAUUCUUGCUUCUAUUUACAUAUAUGUUCUCAAGAACGACUUUGUCAAGUAUUCUCAUGAUGUGGAGUCUACUGACGACCAAAGCGAAACAGGAUGGAAGUACAUUCAUGGAGAUGUCUUCAGAUAUCCUCGACACAGGUCUCUGUUUUGUGCUGUUCUUGGAUCUGGGACUCAGCUUUUUGCUCUUGUCAUCUUCGUCUUCAUGCUCGCACUAGUGGGUGCUUUUUAUCCCUACAGCAGGGGAACUCUACAUACAGCCCUUUUGGUUAUAUAUGCCCUUACAUCUGGCAUUGCAGGCUACACCUCUGCUUCUUUUUAUACUCAACUUGGGGGAUCAAACUGGGUAAGGAAUCAGUUGUUGACGGGCUGCCUAUUUUGUGGGCCUCUGUUUUUAACCUUUUGCUUCCUAAAUACUGUCGCAAUGGCUUACAAAGCAAGUGUUGCACUACCCUUGGACACAAUCAUAAUCCUCCUUCUCAUCUGGACAAUUAUUGCAUUCCCCUUGUUUGUGUUGGGUUGUAUUGUUGGAAAAAACAGCAAGACUGAGUUUGAAGCUCCUUGCCGCACCACAAAAUGCCCUAGAAAGAUUCCUCCUUUGCCAUUUUAUAGAGGGACUAUCUCUCAAAUGGCCAUGGCAGGAUUUUUGCCGUUUGGUGUAAUCUACUUCGAGCUUCCCUAUAUAUUCGUAAGUGUAUGGGGUCACAAAAUCUACACGUUAUACAGCAUCCUCUUCAUUAUUUUCAUCAUCCUUAUCAUUGUGACAGCCUUAGUUAUCAUUGCAUUCACCUACUUACAGCUAGCAGUUGAGGAUCAUGAAUGGUGGUGGAGAUCUAUGUUAUGUGGAGGAUCAACUGGUGUUUAUAUCUUUGGGUAUUCCUUAUACUAUUAUUUUACACGGUCAGAUUUGACAGGAUUAAUGCAAACCUCUUUUUUCUUUGGUUAUAAUGCUUGCAUAUGCUAUGGGUUUUUCUUGAUGCUCGGAACAGUGGGAUUUCGUGCCUCUUUAUUGUUUGUUCGCCACAUAUAUCAUUCAAUUAAGUGCGAUUAAUUUUCUGCCUCAAAGAAUAUAAUUACUAUCUUUUCCAUAGACUUUUGUCUUAGCCUUUGUUUAGAGCAUUUUGGGUCAUCUUCUUGUUAUAAAAUAUUUUGUAGAUGUAACAUUGAAAUUUGGUGGGUAGCUCCUCAUUAAAUAAUUUAUCCAAACAUCACACACCAUGCGAGUGAUGGCCAUGGUAACAUUUGAAUACAUGAAUUCUUAUAAAUCAAUAGAGAUCACUUUCAAACAUUUAUGUAA